Messenger RNA from Orycteropus afer afer, 5225 nucleotides. The record is from RefSeq and is a predicted model, not a curated record. NCBI's taxonomy places the organism in Eukaryota, Metazoa, Chordata, Mammalia, Tubulidentata, Orycteropodidae.
GUUGACCGACGCAAAGCAGGGGAGGGGAAGUGACAGUGUAUCAUGUAUGCCACUGAUUCCAGGGGACACUCCCCAGCUUUCCAACAACCUCACAAUGGGAACAGCUAUCGCUCAUCUGGUUAUGUUCCAGGGAAAGUCGUUCCACUGCGUCCCCCUCCUCCUCCAAAGAGCCACACUUCAGCCAAAUUUACCUCCAUGAGACAAGAAGCCCGGGCAACCUUUGCAUUCUCACCUGAAGAACAGCGAGCCCAGAGAGAAAGCCGAAAGCAGAAGAGACACAAAAAUACUUUCAUUUGUUUUGCUAUUACUAGCUUUUCAUUUUUUGUUGCACUUGCAAUCAUUUUAGGAAUAUCCUCAAAAUAUGCUCCAGAUGAGAAUUGCCCAGAUCAAAACCCCCGACUCAGGAACUGGGAUCCAGGACAAGAUUCUGCAAAACAAGUUGUUAUCAAGGAAGGAGAUAUGUUCCGACUGACCUCAGAUGUCACAGUGAAUUCUAUAGUGAUUCAGGAUGGAGGACUGCUUGUAUUUGGGGAUGAUAAAGAUGGAUCCAGAAAUAUUACUUUGAGGACUCGUUACAUUCUGAUCAAGGAUGGUGGGGCGCUUCAUAUUGGAGCAGAAAAAUGCCGCUAUAAAUCCAAAGCGAUGAUUGCCUUGUAUGGCAAGUCAGAUGAAGGUGAAGGUAUGCCAACAUUUGGCAAAAAAUUUAUUGGUGUGGAAGCUGGUGGGACACUGGAGUUGCACGGGGCACAGAAGACAUCAUGGACGUUGCUGGCGAGGACUCUGCAUUCCUCAGGCUUGACGUUUGGGUCCUACGCCUUUGAGAAGGACUUUUCCCGGGGCCUCAAUGUGAGGGUCAUUGACCAAGACACAGCCAAAAUUUUGGAAAAUGUAAGAUUUGAUACUCACGAAUACCAAAAUGAGAGCAAGCGACUUCAGGAAUUUUUGAGAGUCCAGGAUCCAGGGCGAAUUGUUGCUAUAGCUGUUGGAGAUUCAGCAGCUAAAAGCCUCUUACAAGGAACUAUAGAGAUGAUCCAGGACCGGUUGGGAAGUAAGCUGAUCCAAGGACUAAGCUACAGGCAAGCUUGGGCCUUAGUUGGUGUCAUUGAUGGUGGAAGUGCUUCUUGCAAUGAAUCUGUGAGAAACUAUGAAAAUCAUAGUAGUGGAGGGAAGGCUCUUGCCCAAGGAGAAUUUUAUACCAUGGAUGGUCAGAAGUUUGCUGUGACUGCUUAUAGUGAAUGGAUUGAAGAAACACCUCAGUUCCUACACAUGGGAGAGAUUGUAGAUGGUGUUGACAUGAGAGCCGAGGUUGGAAUUCUUACCCGGAAUGUUGUAAUCCGAGGAGAAAUGGAGGACUCCUGUUAUGCUGAAAACCAGUGCCAGUUCUUUGAUUUUGAUACUUUUGGGGGACAUGUCAUGAUAAAGAAAAAUUUUACUUCAGUCCAUCUCUCUUACGUGGAAUUGAAAUACAUGGGCCAGCAGCACCUGGGGCGGUAUCCUGUGCAUUUUCACCUGUGUGGCGAUGUGGAUUAUAAAGGAGGGUACAGACACAGCACGUUUGUGGAUGGCCUGUCUAUUCAUCACAGCUUCUCAAGAUGCAUCACUGUGCACGGGACUAACGGCUUACUGAUAAAAGACACCAUUGGAUUUGACACACUGGGUCAUUGUUUCUUUUUGGAAGAUGGUAUUGAACAAAGAAAUACUUUGUUCCACAAUCUUGGACUCCUCACCAAGCCUGGCACUCUUCUCCCCACCGACAGGAAUAACUCCAUGUGUAUCACCAUACGCGAUAAAGUAUUUGGGAAUUACAUCCCUGUGCCUGCCACUGACUGUAUGGCGGUUUCAACUUUCUGGAUUGCUCAUCCCAACAAUAAUCUGAUCAAUAAUGCAGCUGCUGGCUCACAGGAUGCUGGCAUAUGGUAUUUAUUCCACAAGGAACCUACUGGAGAAUCCAGCGGAUUGCAGCUCUUAGCAAAACCAGAACUUACACCACUAGGUGUAUUUUAUAACAACAGAGUCCAUUCAAGUUUUAAGGCUGGCUUAUUUAUUGACAAAGGUGUCAAAACAACCCAUGCUAAUGAUGCUGACCCAAGAGAAUACCUCUGUUUGGAUAACAGUGCAAGGUUUCGGCCUCAUCAAGAUGCAGACCCUGAAAAGCCACGUGUUGCUGCUCUAAUUGACAGACUCAUUGCUUUUAAAAAUAAUGAUCAUGGAGCAUGGGUCAGAGGAGGAGACAUUCUUGUUCAGAAUUCAGCAUUUGCAGAUAAUGGAAUAGGACUGACCUUUGCCAGUGAUGGGAGCUUCCCAAGUGAUGAAGGUUCCAGCCAGGAGGUGUCUGAGUCUCUUUUUGUCGGCGAGAGCAGAAAUUAUGGCUUUCAGGGUGGUCAGAACAAGUAUGUAGGCACUGGGGGAAUAGACCAUAAGCCUCGGACUUUACCAAGGAACAGGACAUUUCCAAUUAGAGGAUUUCAGAUUUAUGAUGGGCCCAUUCAUCUUACCAGGAGCACUUUCAAAAAAUAUGUGCCAACUGCAGACAGGUACAGCAGUGCAAUUGGCUUCCUCAUGAAGAAUUCCUGGCAGAUAACCCCCAGGAAUAACAUCUCCCUUGUGAGGUUUGGCCCACAUGUCUCUCUGAAUGUCUUCUUUGGAAAGCCUGGCCCUUGGUUUGAAGAUUGUGAGCUAGAUGGCGAUAAGAACUCCAUAUUCCAUGACAUUGAUGGCUCUGUGACAGGAUACAAAGAUGCUUAUGUCGGAAGAAUUGACAACUACCUGAUCCGCCAUCCAAGCUGUGUUAAUGUUACCAAAUGGAAUGCCGUAGUCUGCAGUGGGACCUAUGCCCAGGUCUAUGUGCAAACAUGGGGCACUCAGAAUCUUAAUAUGACCAUCACACGAGAUGAAUAUCCAUCCCACCCAAUGGUGCUCCGGGGCAUUAACCAGAAGGCUGCCUUUUCACAGUACCAACCUGUAAUCAUGCUGGAGAAAGGCUAUACCAUCCACUGGAAUGGACCAGCACCACGGACUGCUUUUCUGUACCUUGUAAACUUCAACAAGAAUGACUGGAUUCGAGUUGGCCUCUGCUAUCCAUCCAACACAAGUUUUCAGGUUACCUUUGGAUUUUUUCAGCGGCAGAAUGGCUCAUUAUCCAAAAUGGAAGACUAUGAACCUGUACGUUCACUUGAAGAACUGCAGAGGAAACAGUCUGAGAGGAAAUUCUAUUUUGAUUCCAGCACUGGAUUGCUGUUUUUAUAUCUCAAAGCCAAAGGUCAUAGGGAUGGCCACAGUUACUGUUCAUCUCAGGGAUGUGAAAGAGUCAAGAUCCAGGCAACAACAGACUCAAAGGACAUCAGUAACUGCAUGGCCAAAGCUUAUCCACAGUAUUACCGAAAGCCAUCAGCAGUUAAGCGGAUGCCAGCCAUGCUGUCUGGACCGUGUCUAGGCUGUGGCACCAGCCAGGUCGUGUUUACUAGUGAUCCUCAUAAAAGCUACCUCCCCGUGCAAUUUCAGUCACCAAGUGAAGCUGAUGUUCAGCGUGGAGAUCCAACCAUUAUUUCUGUCAAUGGCACAGACUUCCCCUUCCGAAGUACAGGUGUCCUCCUCCUCAUUGUGGAUGCCUGCAGUGUUCCAUUCCAGCUGACGGAAAAAAAGAUUUUUUCUCUUGCUGAUGUCAGUUGCAUGGAAGGGUAUUUAAAAACAGGGAUCCCUCCAAGGUCAAUUGUUCUAUUGAGCACAAGAGGAGAAAUAAAGCAGUUGAAUAUUUCUGAUUCAUUAGUACCUCUGGGAUUAGCCAAACCGGCUCAUCUUUAUAACAAAGGGAGUACUGUGUUUUUGGGAUUCAGUGGAAAGUUUAAGCCUCCCUGGACUAAGCUAUUUACCAGUCCUCCUGGACAGGACCUCGGGCUGCUUGAACAGUUCAUACCUUUGCAGUUGAGUGAAUAUGGCUGUCACAGCAUCACCACUGUCCGCAGACAAGACCUGGAACUGUUAAAACAAGCUUCAAAAGCACAUUAGAAACUAACUGUAACUUAAGUGCUGGGGGGAAAAAAAUGUGAACUAACUUAUUUAAUUUAUGGCAUGUAAAAAUGACACUGUUAACCCAAUGGAUCCAUUUUCCUGUUUGAUAGAGAAGGGGAAGGGAAGAAAAAACAAAAGUUUAAAGUGAUUGCUUGAAUACCAGCUCACGCACCUUGUAGUUAUACAAAAUGUUCAAAGAAUUUAUUUGUAUUUGUAAGGCUGGUGUCUGGAGAGUGGUCUCUCAUUCCUCUGCUUCCACCCCAGUGUGGUGUAGUGACCCUAAGCAAUGUUUUACUUUUUGUAUCAUGAGAUGUUGUUGGGUGGGGUGGAGGCUUCUGAGAGUCCGCCUGAGCUCUUUAGAGAACCAGCUAUUGUAGCACCUUUGAUACUUGAAGCCUAAUGCUCAGUUGUGUCAUGCAGUGAUUGACUUGGUGGCUGGUAUGUUCUGUGAUGCCUUGACCCUGUUUCUGGGCAGCUUUUUAUGGAUUUUAUAUGAUACUGAAUGACAGAGUUUUAAGUGGCAACUCAGGCCCAGCUCAUGCCCUUUUUUUGCCUGGACAUGUGCUAUUUUUACUCAUUUGUAUAUUAAUGACUUCUAAGUGUUCAACUUUCAAACAGCAAAGUACAUUGGGACAAAAGGGCUUUUAGGAAUUAGAAAUCCUUUUAACCUAUGACUAUUGGGCAAAGGUUGACCUGCACCCAGGUUUCAGGUUGUUGGGCCAUUUUGCAGCUUUAAUCCUUAGUCUGUUCUGACUAUAUAUUUGUGUUUAAAUGACAGAGCUAGAGCUGAGAUGAAUAUUUACUUUUUUUUUUUUUUAAAGAAGCAGACUAUUCUCCUGAACUGUACUUGUGUGUCAUUUUUAACUUGCACAAAGGAAGUCUGUUCUUGGUGUUGCUCCUGAACCUGGGUUUUCUGUUGUUUUUGUAUGUGGAUUUUUUUUUCAAGCUUUUCUGCUCACAAUGCUGCCAGGAAAAUCACAGAAAGCUUAAUGAUACCCCAAAAUGAUUGUACCCGAGGGGGAAAAUGAGGAGGUGUUAAAGGGCCAGAAUCAUAUGGGAAAGCUCAGAAAUGAAUCUCUUUCUAGCCUGGAGGAGUGAAUGACUCCUCAUUAAUUAAAUUUUUAGCCCUGAUGAAUAACAGGCCCCAUUACGCCCUAUUUCCCUCUCCCAUCGGGGCCCUGACUCUCCUGUCUGUGAAGAUGGCACAUGGCAAAAGG